Molecule: messenger RNA, 1089 nt
Organism: Saxophila tyrrhenica
Lineage: Eukaryota; Fungi; Ascomycota; Dothideomycetes; Mycosphaerellales; Extremaceae
Exons: 4
Coding region: 1-1089 (362 amino acids)
Source: RefSeq, a predicted model, not a curated record
AUGUCAGCACACUUCUAUCCUCCUCCGCCUGGAGGCGACCAGCAGCAGCAACAGCACUUCCAACCACCACCUUCCAGCAGUCCGCAGCAGAAUUACUACCCACCUCCACCGCCCUCAGAACAGCCAUCCGCUCCCCGAAUCCAGACGGCGCCAGCUCCUCAAUUCGCUCCCCCGCCCUCAGUCUCACCCAUACAAGAUGGCAACUCUUCCAAUGCGUCCACAAGCCGACAGUCGGAGAAGCCUUUGCCCAUAUACCCCGGCCCACCUUCAGAGUCGUAUCCGCAAGAGAGGCAGAAGCAGGCGCAGACAUCAGAGCAGGAAGUUGUCCCUAUGACACCGCGAACGCCAGGCUUCAUGCGAACACCUGGUGGAGCUCCGCCGCAAGGCCAGUUUGUCGGCGCUGGGUCGACGGUCGAUGAUGUAGGCACCUUCAACGGAGGCUCCUACCGCAUCAGCCACAGGGACAGCAACACCAUUUGCACCGUCCAAUUGGCAGUAGGCUGUCCAUUGACAGUCGCGCCUGGACUUAUGAUCGCCAUGUCACCUACCAUGACCCUCAAAGGCGCAAUGAAGUUCAGCCUGAAGAAGUUCGCGAUGGGCGGGGAGAUGAACCACAGCACGUUCACCGGUCCGGGAGAGUUGCUGCUUGCGCCGAAUAUGCUGGGUGAUGUGACGAACAUUCGCUUGACGGGUGAGGAGACCUGGAGUGUCGGCAAAGAUGCGUUCAUGGCGUGUACGCAGGGUGUCGUGAAGGACUACAAGAGUCAGAGCUUCAGCAAAGCGAUGUUUUCUGGCGAGGGGCUGUUCGUGUACAAGAUGAGUGGGAUAGGCAUAUGCUGGAUCAUGAGCAUGGGUGCCAUCAUUCGGAAGGAUCUCCGAGAAGGCGAAAAGUACAUCAUCGACAACGGUCAUUUGGUCGCCUGGAACUGCAAGUACAUCCUCGAGCGUAUCGCAAGUGGCGGUAUCAUCAGCAACAUCAGCGCUGGUGAGGGACUGGUGUGCAAGUUUACAGGACCAGGAACUGUUUUCAUGCAGACGAGAAACCCUGCAGCGUUCGCGCAAUACAUGUCUGCCCAUGCGGCGGCUUGA